Molecule: messenger RNA, 1131 nt
Organism: Acanthosepion pharaonis
Lineage: Eukaryota; Metazoa; Mollusca; Cephalopoda; Sepiida; Sepiidae
Source: the annotation of a GenBank genome assembly
AUGAUGACAACGACAACGAUUGGACUUACCCAGAAAAAAAGAGCAUUGUUUCAGUUUCCAAGACAAUUGGGAAAAAACCUAAAAAAGAAAAAGGCAGCAGCAACAAUGGCUCAACGCGUAAGAACAAAACCAACAAGGCAAAAAACGGUAAGAAAUGAAGUAUGUAAAACCAUUACAAAUUCUUUUCUUUUUUUCCUUUUUCCUUUUCCCUUUUUCUCCCUCCCUUCUCUCUCUUUUUUCUCCCUCCCUUCUCUCUCUUUUUUCUCCCUCCCUUCUCUCUCUUUUUUCUCCCUCCCUUCUCUCUCUUUUUUCUCUCUCUCCCUUCUCUCUCUUUUUUCUCUCUCUCCCUUCUCUCUCUUUUUUCUCUCUCUCCCUUCUCUCUCUCUUCUUCUCUCUCCCUUCUCUCUCUUCUCUCUCUCUUCUUCUCUCUCUCUCUUUCUCUCUUUUCUCUUUCUCCUCUCUCCUCUCUUUCACUUCUCUCUCUUUCACUUCUCUCUCUUUCACUUCUCUCUCUUUCACUUCUCUCUCUUUCUACUCUUUCUCCUCUCUCUUUCUCUCCCUUAUUUUCUCUCUUUUUUUAAUCUCUCUCUUUCUCCCUCUCUUUCUCUCUCUCUGGUUGGAAAAAAAUUUCUUGCUGUUUGCGAAGGUUCACCUGAUAGUAUAACAAAUUAUGAAAAUAUGUCUCUUGAAGAGCGACAGAAUAUUCUUGCAACAUGUUGUGGAGUCAUAUCAGAACACACAAAGAAAAUGUGUACUCGUAGCUUUCGUUGCCCUCAGCACAAUGAUGAACAGAGGCGGACAGUCCGACAAUUCUUGCUCAACAAUGACAACGCCACAGCACAUGACCAUGCUGUGGAAGCAGAUGAUGUUCAGGUCGACAUAGACAGUUUUGAAGAUGGAGAUGUACAGACUCUACGAGACUCUUUACAUUGGGAAGCAUCACCUCCAGUUGAUUCCACAUCAUCCAGUAAUGGUUCUCGUAAACGUGGCGGUCCAAGCAAGCCAUUAAAGGCCUCAGUCACCAAAAAGAAGAAAGUAGUUAAGCAAACAACUCCAACCUCGACCCCAACAGCCAGUAGCAACCAUCCCUCCAACAAUCCUGUUGGUGCCAGCUUAUAUGACUUUGUAUGA